AUGCUUCGUUAUCUCCUCAGACCGCUUUCUCAGCCUGCUAACUGUCAGAUCCUCCCCGCUACAACACUUCCCUCCAAACCAACGACCACUUCAAUCCAACAACACAACUCCUUCCACACCACAAGAUCCAGCGAUAUGAGAGUCCUACUCACCGGCGGUUCCGGCUUCAUUGCCGCCCACGUUCUCGACAUCCUCCUCGAGCAUGGCCAUUCAGUCGUGACAACUGUACGAUCGCAAGAGAAGGCAAACAAGAUCAAGGACAAUCACCCAAAGUAUGGCAAGGACAAGCUUGACUUUGCACUGGUAGAGGACGUUGCUCAAGAGGGUGCUUUCGAUAAGGCAAUUGUGUCUGACCCGCCAUUCGAGGCCGUCAUCCACACUGCUUCACCCUUCCACUUCAAUGUGACAGACGUCCAGAAGGAGCUCCUCGACCCAGCCGUCAUCGGCACUACAGGUAUCCUGAAGAGCAUCAAGAAGUCAGCACCAAGCGUCAAGCGCGUCGUCAUCACGUCUUCGUUCGCCUCCAUCGUCAACCCAAGCAAAGGUCAUGCAGUCGGCCACGUAUACUCUGAAAAGGACUGGAAUCCAAUCACGCACGCGGAAGCGCUUGAGAACCCUGCCGCGGGAUACCGUGCAUCGAAGACGUUUGCUGAGAAGGCAGCAUGGGACUUCGUUGAGAAGGAGAAGCCCAACUUCACUCUGUCCACGAUGUGCCCUCCUCUUGUCCUUGGUCCGAUCGUGCACUACCUCAACUCCCUCGACUCCCUCAACACCUCCAACCAGCGCACCCGCGACUGCAUGCUAGGCAAGUGGAAGGACGAGAUCCCAAACACCGGCACGUUCAUCUGGGUCGAUGUCCGCGAUCUGGCGCUGUGCCACGUCCUAGCCGCAGAAAAGGAAGAGGCUGCGAACAAGCGAUUCUUCGUUACGGCAGGGCACUUCAGCAACGGAAAGAUUGCUGGUGUCAUCGGCAAGAACUUCGACUUCAAGGAAGUGCCGUCGGAGGAGACCAAAGAUGGUGGAAUGCCACCCGAUGGUAUCUACGAGGUUGACACUUCGCGAGUCAACGAGAUGCUGAAGCCACAGUGGACGAGCUUUGAGAAGAGUAUCACGGAUACUGUCAAGAGUCUGCAAGCUGUGGGCGCGUAG
Molecule: messenger RNA, 1149 nt
Organism: Fulvia fulva
Lineage: Eukaryota; Fungi; Ascomycota; Dothideomycetes; Mycosphaerellales; Mycosphaerellaceae
Product: Ketoreductase azaE
Exons: 1
Coding region: 1-1149 (382 amino acids)
Molecular function (GO): oxidoreductase activity, acting on the CH-OH group of donors, NAD or NADP as acceptor
Source: RefSeq, a predicted model, not a curated record